Penicillium cosmopolitanum is the source of this 1377-nucleotide messenger RNA. RefSeq lists its product as uncharacterized. The transcript has 7 exons. Bases 1 to 1377 code for a protein of 458 amino acids. Lineage: Eukaryota; Fungi; Ascomycota; Eurotiomycetes; Eurotiales; Aspergillaceae. Gene Ontology annotation, molecular function: aldehyde dehydrogenase (NAD+) activity. The record is from RefSeq and is a predicted model, not a curated record.
AUGAAGCUCGAUUCACACCUCACUCAACUCUUUAUCAACAAUCAGGCAAGUUAUGGAACCCUGAUUAGUGACCAGAUACCCAUUGCUGGCGAGGAUGAUAUCGAUCGGGCCAUUGAGGCAGCUCAGGCUGCAUUUAGCCCCAAGUCCGAAUGGCGGGUCAUGAGCGACUUCGAUCGCCAAAAGGCGUUGCUUAAAUUCGCGGACCUUAUCGAGGCCAACCGAGAACAACUGGCUUCCCUUACUCGGGUGACCCUGGGGGCGCCGUACAACCCGUUUGGAAAAUCCGAGGUUGACACUGCCAUAGGCUGUUUCAGAUAUUACGCUGGAUGGGUGGGGAAAUUUGCCGGCCAAAGUUUCCCAGCCAAUGACGGUUUUUACAAGGUCGUUCGACAUGAACCUCUGGGUGUUGUUGCAGGUAUCAUUCCCUGGAAUGGCCCAUUGGCAUCUAUUGGCCUCAAAGCUGCACCGGCGUUGGCGACUGGAAAUGUUUUCAUUCUAAAGCCAAGUGAGAAAACUCCAUUCGCAGCUGCUGCACUUGGAAAUUUGGCUAUCGAGGCCGGCUUUCCUCCUGGUGUCUUUCAAGUCUUGACAGGAGAUGGUAGUACGGGUGCUAUUCUCGCUAGUCAUAUGAAGGUUUCCAAGGUGAGCUUCACCGGGAGCGUUGCAACAGGCAAGAAUGUACAGAUUUUGGCUGCAAAGAGCAAUCUAAAGCGGGUGACUCUUGAACUCGGCGGCAAAAGUCCAGCCGUGGUAUUUGAUGACGCGAAUCUCGAAAACGCCGUCCAAUGGUGUGUAAAUGCUUUGACCACCAACUCCGGACAGAUCUGCUUUGCCGCAUCCCGGAGGCUUUUGCUGCAAAGGGAGAGAAAAAUGGGAGAUCCUGAAAAGGCAACUUCGGAAAUCGGACCGGUCGUGGAUCAGGCUCAAUAUGACCGCAUACUGGAAAUAAUCAACACCGCGAAAAGGGAAAAACAGGGUACGCUUGUGCAAGGCGCAGGCCAAAAGCAUUCAAAGGGAUUCUACAUCGAACCUGCGAUAUUCUUGGAUACCGAUGUGGAUGCCUCCAUCACAAGAGAUGAGAUAUUUGGCCCAGUUGUUGUUAUCAACCGGUUCAAGACCGAGGAAGAGGUGGUUGCGCUUUCUAAUGACUCUAGGUACGGCCUAAUGGCUGGGGUUUUCACACAAGACAUCAGUCGGGCUCUUCGACUAAGUGAAUUUCUGGAUUCGGGUGUUGUCGGGGUCAACUGUGUCAGUGUCAUCCAUUUCUCGUGUCCAUUUGGUGGAACAAAGGAGAGUGGUAUCGGUCGUGAGCUAGGCGUAUAUGCUUUGCACGCAUACACAGAGCCCAAAACAGUUCUUAUCAACAUGAAUUCCUAG